Molecule: messenger RNA, 1844 nt
Organism: Coccinella septempunctata (seven-spotted ladybird)
Lineage: Eukaryota; Metazoa; Arthropoda; Insecta; Coleoptera; Coccinellidae
Product: zinc finger protein OZF-like
Exons: 4
Coding region: 120-1682 (520 amino acids)
Biological process (GO): regulation of transcription by RNA polymerase II
Cellular component (GO): nucleus
Molecular function (GO): DNA-binding transcription factor activity, RNA polymerase II-specific; zinc ion binding; RNA polymerase II cis-regulatory region sequence-specific DNA binding
Source: RefSeq, a predicted model, not a curated record
UAUACGUGGUUUCAAUUUUCGCGGUCUGCGUAUAAAAUGUGCGUUGUUCAAAUGAUUAUGGCGCCAUCUAUCAAUGAUUACGGCAAUCUGAUAAACAGCUGACUCCAAAUAAUUCAAUUAUGUUGAAUAUUUUCCAAAAAUUUUGUAGAUGCUGUAUGAAAGAUGGAGAAUUUAAUAUAUUUACAACAUUAUUUGAAUCACAUCCUAUAGCUCGAAUUCUUGAAAAAAUCUUAUCGAAAAAAAUUUCUUCUGAUGAUGAUUUCCCAAAAACAAUUUGUGAUGAAUGUUACAAAAACAUUAUUUCCCACUAUACAUUCGUCAAAAAUUAUGUCAAGGUUCAAGAAAUAUUACUUGGAAUCUUAGAGAAGAAUCGAUGUGUAAAAGCAAAUCAAACAAAAAAUCUUUUUCCACAUAGUAAAGACUCGAAUAUCACUAAUGAAUUUCAAAGUAGUGAUGAUGAUCAACCUCUCAGUUCACUUUACAAACAUUCAACAAAAAAAUAUAAGGAAACAAAUGGUACCAGUUCUGUAGAUAGCUUGAAAGAAAUUACUUCGGUUGUGAAUGAAAAUGAAAUACAGAAAGAAUAUUUAAUAUUGAACAAAAAAAUAGAGAAUUCUUCAAUAAAAGCUAAGGAAACAGCUUCUUUAUCACAAGAUGAAACAAAUGAUAAAAAAAUAGAAAGCUCUGCUUUCAAACACUCUUGUGUUGACUGCAAUGAGUCAUAUGAUUACAUAAAACAACUUGAAAAACAUUGUAAAGAGACUGGUCAUAUUGUACCGAGGAGAUUCAGUUGUGUAAUUUGUUCGAAAAAAUUUCUAUCUAAGACCCGUUUGAAGGAUCAUGUGAGGACUCAUGAUAAAGAGAAACCAUUUCCUUGUGAGGACUGUGGAAUGGCUUUCACGCUCAGUUCAAAUUUGAAGAGACAUAAGAAAAGACAUACUGGGGAGAAGUCCUACUUCUGUGAAGUUUGUGGUAAAGGUUUCAUCCAGAAACAUACUCUCACUGUACAUAUGCGACUUCAUAACGGAGAAACACCUUAUGUAUGUGAACUUUGCGGUAAGGGAUAUCGAGCUAAGCCAUUGCUUCACCAACACAUGUAUAAGCACAAAGAUGCCGAUACACAAACUAUCAAAUAUCAAAAGUACUAUCUCAAAUAUGGCAAAGUUAAAGUGGAAUGCAAAGUUUGUCAGAAAAUAGUAACUAAAAGUGCAUUAUACAAUCACAUGAAAGUACAGCAUGGGGAUGGUUUGAAAAAGUUCCUGUGUAAUCUCUGUGGAAAAACUUAUGCAACAAAAAUGUCAUUAGUUUUUUCAGAUGUUCACAUGAAUAUCCAUACGAAAAAAAUAUCAUAUAACUGCAAUAUAUGCUCAAAGUCCUUUACUCAUCAGAACUACCUGAAAACUCAUCUCAUGCUUCAUUCAGGGGAGAGACCGCAUUGCUGUGAUCUUUGUGGCAAAACUUUCGUCCAACGAACUCAUCUGGAUCGACAUAAGAGGAUACAUACUGGUGCUAGACCCUUUACUUGUACAUAUUGUGAUAAAGCUUUUGCUCUGAACGAAAACCUAAAGGUCCACAUCAGAAUACAUACAAAGGAAACGCCUCACUAUUGCUCGGAGUGUGGUAAAGGUUUUUACAGUUCGAGUAGUAGAAAAAAGCAUGAAACCAAUGUCCAUCAGAAAUAACAAAACUUUGAAGACAAGAUCAAACUAACCAACAAACAUAUAUAAUAAUCAAUUUUCUCCCAACGAAGAUGAUGAAGUUCGUUUGCUCACAUUUUUCUCCCUCAAUUAUAAAUCGUUGAAAAAAUGUAUAUACAUGAUGAAAUAAAUCUUUAUUCUGCUGUA